Filobasidium floriforme is the source of this 1467-nucleotide messenger RNA. Its product is annotated as CRAL-TRIO domain-containing protein. The record is from RefSeq and is a predicted model, not a curated record. The coding region runs from base 102 to 1067 and encodes 321 amino acids. NCBI's taxonomy places the organism in Eukaryota, Fungi, Basidiomycota, Tremellomycetes, Filobasidiales, Filobasidiaceae. The transcript has 6 exons.
UGAAGACAAUUCCUUGACCUACUCUGACAGCUGGUAGACACCUCGAUCAGAGAUCACUAAACAUAUAGAGCACUCACACACAACAAAACUACCUGCCCACGAUGUCUCAAGUAAACUGGCAGCCCACCCAAACGACUCCCAACUUGCUAACCCCUUCCCAACUCCCUCGCACCCAACAACAGAUCCAACAGACCCUCGACCCCUUGUCCGGGCACCCCGGUCACUUGACUGCCGAACAAGAACAUGCGUUGAAGGAGUUUAGGCAGAUCUUGGUCGAGGCCGGUUUGUGCCCCACCGAGGCCGAGUUGGCGAACCCGGCGGGGAGCAGCGAUCCGAGGGUGAACCCGGGUCCGGGGUACAACAGGUUCGACGACGCCACCCUUCUCAGGUUCCUCCGAGCCCGAAAGUUCAACCUCCAGCUCGCCAAGGACAUGUGGGCGGCCAACGAAGAGUGGAGGGUGAAGUUCGGGACGGACGAGAUCGCUCGAAACUUUCAAUACCCUGAGCAGCGAGAGGUUGACAAGUACUACCCUCAGUACUACCACCGAACCGACAAGGACGGCCGACCGAUCUACAUCGAACAACUUGGCAAGCUCGACAUCAACAAGCUCUACGCGCUCACCACGCAGGAACGUCAGCUCCAACACCUCGUCCACGAAUACGAAACGUUCCUGGGACAACGUCUGCCCGCGUGUUCCAACGCUCAGGGUCACUUGGUCGAGACGAGUUGCACGAUCAUGGACUUGAACGGGGCUGGGAUCAGCACGUUCUACAAGGUCAAGGAUUACGUUUCGGCCGCUAGUACUAUCGGACAGAACAACUAUCCCGAGGUCAUGGGCAAGUUUUACAUCAUCAACGCCCCCUACCUCUUCUCCACCGUCUGGUCGUUCGUCAAGCCGUGGCUCGACGAGGUCACCGUCUCCAAGAUCUCGAUCCUCGGCAAGGGCUUCAAAUCGGAACUCGUCAAACAGAUCCCCGAACAAAACUUGCCCGCCGAGUUGGGCGGAUCUUGUAAAUGCCCUGGAGGGUGCAGCUUGAGCAAUGCUGGUCCUUGGAACAAGAAGUGAGCGGGGUCGUCGCUUCCUGCCGGGGGUCGAGUUCGUAGAUCGGAGAAGCGGGUUCAUCUGACUAGAUGGGUGCGACGCGGAUGCGAUGCUACGAAUUUGGCGAGCUCUUGCCGUGUCUGUAAUAUAAUACCCUCUUUUUCUUUCUUUUUUUGACGCAUGAUAAUUCGAUAGUUGAAGAUUGAUAACGCGAAAGUCAUUACGAACGGACUUCAACAGAUGACGCUUGAUCAGCUCACCAGCGAUCUGCUCGGUUGCCAAUUACAGCCUGGCUUGAACCAAGGCGGAGAGACGGAAGACGGCAGCCUUGGCUUGAUCUUAUUGUUCUGCUUGUCCUCCAACAAUACCAUGUUACCUUAAGCAGAUCCAAUGUAGACACGAGUGACAUAUUUGCUGUUUGAAA